AACUUGUGAGGUACCAGCAACUGCUUCAUUAACUACUGAGUUACCAGCAGCUGCUUUAUUAACUACUGAUUUACCAACAACUACAUCACUAACUACUGAAUUACCAGUAGCUGCUUUAUUAACUGCUGAAAUACCAGCAGCUGCUUUAGUAACUACUGAAUUACCAACAACUGCUUUAUUAACUACUGAAUCACCAACAACUACUUUAUUAACUGUUGAAUUACCAACAACCGCUUUAUCAACUACUGAUUUAUCAACAACUACUUUAGUAACUACUGAAUUACCAACAACUCGUGCGUCCGAAACGCCACAACACAGUUAUUUAUCACCGCCAUAUUUCGUUGCACCUUCAUGUGAAGAUUCAACAAAUAUUGGUUUUAAUUGUAAUAUACCUGGUACUAUUUGUGAUAUACAAAAUCAAUGUCUUAAUAAUGGUAAAUGUAUCAAUAUAAAUGAUAACCAAGAUUAUAAUUGUUCAUGCUCAUUUGAUUUUUCUGGUAAACAAUGUCAAUUUGAUGAACGUGUUUGUAAAGAAAAUACUUGUUUAAAUAAAGGUGUUUGUAAAAUAACAUCAAAAUCAACAUUUAAUUGUACAUGUUCAUCUGGCUUUGAAGGAGCACGGUGCGAAAGAAGAAUCAAUUAUUGUUUGAAUAUCACAUGUUAUAAUGAAGGUGUUUGUCGUUCAGUACUACUUGGUUAUAUAUGUCAAUGUCUAAGCGGAACUUCAGGUCAGCAUUGUGAAAAGACAGAGAAAAAACUUUUUAUUUAUAAAGCUGUAUCGAAAUCAUUUGCUUAUAUUGCAAUUGUCGCAAUGAUAUGUGUUGCAUUAUUUGUAAUUAUUAUGGAUAUUCUUAAAUAUUGUUUUGGUAUUGAUCUUACACAUCGAGAAGUUGAACGAAUUCGGCGAGAACGACGAGCAAAAGGACGAAAACCAGUGAUUCAACGACUUAUUUAUGUGAAUAUAACAUCUUUAUCUGAUCGACACUUUCGACUAUAA
Adineta steineri is the source of this 997-nucleotide messenger RNA. NCBI's taxonomy places the organism in Eukaryota, Metazoa, Rotifera, Eurotatoria, Adinetida, Adinetidae. The record is from the annotation of a GenBank genome assembly.